Messenger RNA from Arabidopsis lyrata subsp. lyrata, 1649 nucleotides. RefSeq lists its product as uncharacterized. The transcript is spliced from 2 exons. The coding region runs from base 234 to 1220 and encodes 328 amino acids. NCBI's taxonomy places the organism in Eukaryota, Viridiplantae, Streptophyta, Magnoliopsida, Brassicales, Brassicaceae. The record is from RefSeq and is a predicted model, not a curated record.
CUGUCGGUUUCUUCUUCUUUGACCCCUCCGUAAUUACCUCGUCUUCAAACAAAUUUUAAUUUUGACCUUUUUUUACCAUCCAAAAUAUCUGAAACCCCCAAAAAACCUAAACAAACAAAAAAAAAAGUUGAUGUUCGAUUCCCUCAUUCAUUCUCUGCUUGUUCCUCAAAAUCCUUCAAUUUCAACCAAAUCCAGAUUUGCGAAUUUGUGUUUUCUUGAAUCUAUUGUUCUCGAUGAUUUCGAAAGAUCACAAUCAUCAUCAGGAUCCUCUGGGUACAACGAAAUCGUACAACAUGAAAACCUCCGCCGUAUCGCCGCCGCCGUCUUCGACAUCAUCAAUUGCGUUGUCUCAAUCGGCGUGGCUGGAGGUUCGUUUGUUCUACGUCCGUAUCGCUCCUUGCGUCGUUGAGAACGUCCCUGACUUUCUUACCCUCCGUCACCCUCGUCGCGAAACCGGUGCUUCUCUUGAGGUUAACGGCGUUCGCGUUCCUUCGUCUCAGACGGCGUCGCUUAAACUCCGCCGUGACAGAGUCGACCGGGAAUCGUCGGAGGUGACGUACGUUAGCACUGAGACCGUUCGCGUUACCGGAUGCGUUGAUUUCGAGGUUUAUGAUAACGACGAUAUGGUCUUGUGUGGGAACCUAGAUAGAAUCGAAGGUGCUUGGAACAAUGGAACUGUGAGUGAUCCCAAGACUGGAUGGGGCAUGGAUUGUUACAUUGCUAUGGGAAACGGACACGUGUCGGGUCCUUCUUCUUCUGCGUUUUUCCAGCCAAAGCUUGGAGUUUCGUCUCCAUCCGUCGAGGUUUAUAUAGCUGGUUGUUGUGGCGGUGUUCCGGUGAUAUUGACCAAGACGAUUCAGGCGAGUCCCAGGAGGAAGGUGGCUAGGCACGUGACACUCGACGCUAUCCCUGAGGAUGAGGAAGUUGGCAAAGAGCAAGACAUUGGUACCAUUGGUGAUGAAUUGGCCCGGCAAAGCAAAGUACAGAUGAUGGAAUCAGAAGUUGAUGACUACGAUGAGUCUGAGAUGAAAAUGGCACAGAGAUAUUACCCUGAAGGGAUGUACGUUGAUGAGGAUGGUCAGCUCUCAUGGUUCAAUGCAGGUGUCAGAGUCGGAGUUGGGAUAGGCCUUGGGAUGUGUCUUGGUGUAGGCAUUGGAGUUGGAUUACUCAUGCGUUCGUAUCAAGCAACAACUAGUAACCUUCGUAGGAGGUUUCUCUGAUCAUCACCUACCAUAAACUAAAAACCCACUGAUACAUGUCGAGAUCUAAGAAUGUUGGCGACAUAGUGGGUUAUAAAAGAAUAGAAUUUUGGUAGAUAGAUGUAUAGAGCUUUUGGUUUUCACCAGUUUGUGUCCCUCUUUUCCGUAUAUAUAAUCGGCUCUGUUCAUAUACUUUAGUAGCACAAGAGAGAGUUCAUAUACUCUAGUCAUGUUCUUUUGUUUUUUCGUUUCUUUAAUUUGUCUAUGUCGUUGCUCUUGUGUAGAAAGAGAUUUCGUGUUGUUGUUGUCAAACUCAAACUCUAGAGUUUGUCUUUCGGUUUCUUCAGGUCAGGAAAUAAUGUGGCAUAGGGACAGUACAUGUUUCACCUGUAUUACUUUGUUUGCAAUUAGUUAGUAAUUGAAUUAAGAUAUAUAUGUCCUUUUCUCCAA